AUGAGACACAAUCUAUUGCCGGCCAUUGUUGGUCUUUCCCAAUUCGGCUCUCUGGCCAAUGCCCAGUCUUCUGCCACAACAAUCACUGUUCCCACUGGUACACCCAUCUCUGGUGAUUACAAUGGCACCUAUCGUCCCCAAGUUCACUUCUCACCACCUCAACAUUUCAUGAAUGAUCCAAAUGGCAUGUUUCGUGACGCUGACGGCCUGUGGCAUUUGUACUAUCAGUACAACCCUACAGCUGUCGUCGCUGGCAACCAACACUGGGGACAUGCAACAUCAAAGGACUUGUAUCAUUGGGUAAACCAGCCUAUUGCCCUAUUCCCACCAGAGGAUGAUACAUUCGUCUUCUCUGGAAGUGUGGUUAUCGACGAGAACAACACUUCUGGUUUCUUCCCGGAUCAAGACAAUGGCGUCGUUGCAAUCUAUACUCUAUCAUCACCAACAAUCCAGGAUCAAGCUAUUGCGUACUCCCGAGACGGAGGUUACACCUUCGAACCUUACGAGGGAAACCCGGUUAUCAACAGCACGUCUAACCAGUUUCGUGACCCCAAGGUCAUUCGUUACAAUGACUCGUGGAUCAUGGUGGUUGCAUACCCUCAAGACUUUGCUAUCGGCAUCUUCGAAUCUUCUGAUCUGAAAGAGUGGACUCCCACCAGUAACUUUUCUCACCAUGGCUUGCUCGGCCUGCAGUAUGAGUGUCCCAACAUGAUUCCUAUCCCAUACAUCGAUGAAGAUGGCGAGAGACAAGAUGACAUGUGGCUCAUGGUGAUCAGCAUCAACCCAGGUGCUCCCCUAGGAGGUUCUGUCGCUGAGUACUUCCCUGGCCACUUUAACGGUACUCACUUCGAGGCUGUUGAUGGCGCUGCAAGAAUCGCAGAUUUUGGAAAGGACAACUAUGCCGGACAAUGGUUCUACGGCCUUUCCGAAGAUGAGAACCCUGUCUCCAUCGCUUGGGCAUCUAAUUGGCAGUACACACAAAUCGUCCCCACAGCAGAUGAAGGCUGGCGAAGUGCCAUGAGUCUUCCCCGUGAGAACUAUUUGACCAAAGCAAAGCGCGUAGGCUGGAAACUAGUAUCCAAGCCUUACGACCUCAGCACUGUUAUGGGUCGUGAGCUUGCUUCCAACGACAGCUUUGGCAACUCAACACUUACUGUGGACUAUUCCGAUGUUGAAUCUAACGCGAUAUACUGGGAAGUCAACGUAACCGGCAUCCCAGACACUGGCGUCGCAUCAACAGCAUCGAUGAAUUUCACAUUCCUGUCUCCUGUCAGCGGCGAAAGCAUCAAGGCCGGCUACUAUUUCGGUGGCGAUUCAGUGUACUUCCUGGACCGUGGCAACACUCACGCCUUCGACAACAUUUUCUUCACCGACAAAACGUCUCUUGCAAGCCUUGCGGCCAAUUAUGGCUCUUGGAAUACCAGUGGUGUCAUUGACCGGUCCAUCUUCGAAGGUUUCCUCAAUGGUGGUGUCGACAGCGUGACAAACACAUUCUUCGCUACAGAGCCAUUGACCCUCAUGGUAUUCAGCACAACCGAUUUACCAGAGGAUGUUAAAGUUAGCAUUAGUGUUUAUGCUUUGGAAAGUGCAUGGCGAGAGUUGGAGGGCGAUGACGGACUUGUGCAUGGGAACACAACUUCUAGCGAAGACUAG
Fusarium venenatum is the source of this 1653-nucleotide messenger RNA. RefSeq names its product glycosyl hydrolase. The record is from RefSeq and is a predicted model, not a curated record. Gene Ontology annotation, cellular component: fungal-type vacuole; cytoplasm. Lineage: Eukaryota; Fungi; Ascomycota; Sordariomycetes; Hypocreales; Nectriaceae. Gene Ontology annotation, biological process: sucrose catabolic process. Gene Ontology annotation, molecular function: sucrose alpha-glucosidase activity.